Messenger RNA from Harpia harpyja (harpy eagle), 2511 nucleotides. It is a transcript of the gene CACNB1, whose product is annotated as calcium voltage-gated channel auxiliary subunit beta 1. Gene Ontology annotation, molecular function: high voltage-gated calcium channel activity; protein binding. Gene Ontology annotation, cellular component: voltage-gated calcium channel complex. Gene Ontology annotation, biological process: regulation of voltage-gated calcium channel activity; calcium ion transmembrane transport; chemical synaptic transmission. The record is from RefSeq and is a predicted model, not a curated record. NCBI's taxonomy places the organism in Eukaryota, Metazoa, Chordata, Aves, Accipitriformes, Accipitridae.
CUCCUCCUCUCGCUCGCUACACGCCGAGGCCGCCGUCACCGCGGGGGCCGGUACAGCGGAGGCCAGGCCUGGGCUCCAUCGUCAUCGUCAUCGUCUUGUCCCUCUGUGUCUCUGUGUGUGUGUCCCCCCCACCCCAAAACCCGCCGAACCCCGGCGAGCUCCAUGGUGCGGGAAGGCGGCAUGGCCCGUACCCCUUACAGCUCCACGCAGGACAUCCAGAUGGACGUCUUCGACAACGCCGCCCUCCAGGGCAAGUACAGCAAACGCAAGAGCCGCUUCAAGCGCUCGGAUGGCAGCACCUCGUCCGACACCACCUCCAACAGCUUCGUCCGGCAGGGCUCGGCCGAGUCCUACACCAGCCGCCCCUCGGACUCGGACGUGUCGCUGGAGGAGGACCGGGAGGCACUGCGCAAGGAGGCUGAGCGCCAGGCCAUGGCACAGCUGGAGAAAGCCAAGACGAAGCCGGUGGCGUUUGCCGUGAGGACGAACGUCGGCUACAACCCGUCCGCCAGCGACGACAUGCCGGUGCAGGGCAUGGCCAUCUGCUUCGAGCCCAAAGACUUCUUGCACAUCAAGGAGAAGUACAACAACGACUGGUGGAUCGGGCGGCUGGUGAAGGAGGGCUGCGAGGUGGGCUUCAUCCCCAGCCCCGUCAAGCUGGAGAACAUGCGGCUGCUGCAGGAGCAGAAGAUGAGGCAGAACCGCCUGAGCUCGAGCAAAUCGGGGGACAACUCCAGCUCCAGCCUGGGCGACGUGGUGACGGGGACCCGCCGGCCCACCCCCCCAGCCAGCGCGAAGCAGAAGCAGAAAUCGGCCGAGCAUGUGCCCCCGUACGACGUGGUGCCCUCCAUGCGGCCCAUCAUCCUGGUGGGACCCUCGCUGAAGGGCUACGAGGUCACGGACAUGAUGCAGAAAGCUCUCUUCGACUUCUUGAAGCAUCGCUUUGACGGCAGGAUCUCCAUCACGCGAGUGACGGCCGACAUCUCCCUGGCCAACCGCUCCGUCUUGAACAACCCCAGCAAGCACACCAUCAUCGAGCGCUCCAGCACGCGCUCCAGCCUAGCCGAGGUCCAGAGUGAGAUCGAGCGCAUCUUCGAGCUGGCCCGGACGCUGCAGCUGGUGGCCUUGGAUGCCGACACCAUCAACCACCCGGCCCAGUUGGCCAAGACGUCCCUGGCCCCCAUCAUCGUCUACAUCAAAAUCACCUCCCCCAAGGUGCUGCAACGGCUGGUGAAGUCCCGGGGCAAAUCCCAGGCGAAGCAUCUCAACGUGCAGAUGGUGGCUUCUGACAAGCUGCGCAGUGGCCCGCCCGAGAUGUUCGACAUCGUGCUGGACGAGAACCAGCUGGAGGAGGCCUGCGAGCACCUGGCCGAAUACCUGGAGGCUUACUGGAAGGCGACGCACCCCCCCAGCAGCACCCCCCCCAACCCGCUGCUGAACCGCACCAUGGCCACGGCCGCCCUGGCCGCCAGCCCCGCGCCCGUCUCCAACCUCCAGGGUCCGUACCUAGUGCCGGGGGAACCGCCGCGCGAGGGGGAGCACGGCCGCCUCCGGCAGGGCCCGGGCGAGGUGGGGGGCCACGGACAGAGCCGACCCCUCCCGCCGCCCGCCCGCCUGGCCCCCCGCAGCCUGUCCCGUCAGGAUACCUUCGACUCGGAGACCCCGGGCAGCCGGGAUUCGGCCGGCACGGAGCCCGGUGAUUCCUGCUGCAUGGACAUCGAGACGGACCCCGGUGAGGAAGAGCCACCGCCGGGUCCCCCCGGUGCCGGACCCCGUGUCCCCCCCGGCCACCAGCACCCCGGUGCUUGGGACGAGGACGAGCCCGGGCGCGAGAGCCGGGGGCUGCGGGGUCGAGCCAAGGGCCAGGACCGCUACUGCCCCGACCCACCGGAGACCCUCGGCCUCGACCAGAGCGACGUGGAGGGCUGGGGCCAGGACGUUUACAUCCGUUAGGGUGAGGGGGUGCAGGCAGGGGACGGACCCCCCCCACCCCUCCCAGCGCUGGCUUUGGGGCAGGGGAGAGCCCCGCUGGUUGCCUUUGUGCCCCCCCCCCUCCCCAAAAACCCAGCCAGCCGUGCCGUGGGGAGCCCCUGCUUUGCCCUGGGGGCUCCCACUGCCCCAUUCCUUGGUGUGUGGGGGGGUCUCCCUGCCCCCCCCAACCACAGCCCCCCAGCAUCUCACGGUGCCUCGGGCCCUCCCCACCUGGCAGGGAGAGCAAGUGACCAAAGGGGACCCCGGGGGCUCUGCCCACGGCCGGCGUGUCCCCGUCCCCUGCCCCUGGGCAUGGGGUGGGGGGGCCGUGCUCCCCACCCAGCCCUUGCCUGCUGACUGCCCCCCCCCACAACCCGGGUGCCCCCGCUUCUCCAUGGUGCUGUUUGCCACCCGGCUGCAGGGGGACCCCUGAGCUGGUGGUGGUAGAGGGGGGGUCCCUGCCAGCUGCCCCCCGUCCCAGCCAGUGCCUGCAGCCUGGCACUGCACCCCUGCAGGCCUGUGACCCCCCCCGCAGCAGCU